Lasiodiplodia theobromae is the source of this 1464-nucleotide messenger RNA. RefSeq lists its product as uncharacterized. Gene Ontology annotation, biological process: positive regulation of transcription by RNA polymerase II. The transcript is spliced from 3 exons. Gene Ontology annotation, molecular function: zinc ion binding; DNA-binding transcription factor activity, RNA polymerase II-specific; sequence-specific DNA binding. Bases 1 to 1464 code for a protein of 487 amino acids. NCBI's taxonomy places the organism in Eukaryota, Fungi, Ascomycota, Dothideomycetes, Botryosphaeriales, Botryosphaeriaceae. The record is from RefSeq and is a predicted model, not a curated record. Gene Ontology annotation, cellular component: nucleus.
AUGGAUUCGAACGGGCAGAACGCCGCUAGCGCCCCGCAGACGCAACAGACGCCGCCGCUGCCGCUGGUGCCGGAGCCGAAGAAGCAUGCGGCGUGUGAUGAAUGCCGCCUCCGCAAACUCAAAUGCUCUGGUAACCGUCCGGCGUGCGACCGCUGCGCGCGUGAGAACCUCCUGCCGUGCGUCUACUCGUUGCAGAAGCAGAUGGGCCGACCAAGGAAGAAAAGGCGGAGGAGCGUCGAUGAUGAGACGAACAGCGAUUUGAUGGCCAACGGUGGUGGGAUUCAUGGUGGGAUGAUGAUGAUGAUGAGGCAGGGGCAGGAAUUUGUUGUUAACGGCGGUGUAAACGAGGUGGUUGGAUGGUCAGAUGGUGAUCAUCAUCGGCCAAGGGAGGAGAGCAAUGGCGGCGGUAAUGGUACGGGGGUGAAUUGCGGUAUCGAGGGGAUGGGUUUUGGCGGGUUUGAGGGGUUUGGAUUCGGUGAGAUGGUAAAUGGUGAGACCAGCGGAGAAGGAGCUGGUGGUCCCCACGCUACGAGCGGUGGGGGAACCUUCGAACUGGAUCCGAAUUUCAGUCUCGAUUCGCUGCUCACUGGGAACCUGGCGGACGUCAUAGGGGGAAAUGGUAGUAGUGUUGGAGGGUUUAACGGGCUACAGCAGGAGGAUAGGGUUGCGAGUGUUGCUUCGCAUUCAUCGCAGAGCGGUCACAGCCUACAAAACACACCACCAGUCGCCCAUCACGACUCCUCGAUACAACAACCACCCUUUCUCGCCCCAUCCCCCGGUCUCCCCUGCGCCUGUCUCUCGACCAUCUACCUCACCAUCUCGUCCCUCCACUCGCUCUCGAGUCACAACUUCCCUUUCUGCCUCCCAUCUCUCCACUCCGCCCUCGUUACGGCCAGAAACGUGCUCCAAUGCCCCACGUGCCCGCACUCCAUGGCCACCGCCACUCUGAACAUCCACAUGUUGAUCUCGCUCCUCAUGACCGUCAUCGAUGCCGUGCAGAAGCUGCUUCAGGACAUCGACGCCGAAGCUGCGCGCGUCGACGCCGCCGGUACCACCAAGCAGUUCGUCUUGGCCGACGCAUCCGCGCCGCUCCACAUGCACACCGGCACGGCCAACUGCCCGGCGAGGUUCGGCAUGGAGUUGUCCGGCGUCGAGUGGCGCGAACUGGCGCGGAAGGUCGUGAAGGCGCAGGUUGUUGGAAGCAGUAGCAGCAGCAGCAGCAGCGAGGCAGAGGGCGGGCAGCAGGGGGGAGCGGCGGUGGACUGCACAAUUUACGGGGUGUUGGCUGCGUUCGUGCGGAGGCAGAACGGAUGGCAUGAUGACCCGGCUAUGAUCGAGGUGCGGAAGAAGGCGAUGGGAGGAGGAGGAGCGCCGGUCGAGAAGAUGGAGGAAUUGGGCCAGAUGAGGCUGUGCGUGCAGAAUGUGGAGCAUGUGAUGGAAAGGAUGAAGUUAUUGGACAUUUGA